CAACAUUUAGAAUCACAAUCAGACUUACUUGGCACGUAACGAUUUGCGUUUCUUUUGCUGUUUUACUUUUAGAUAUUAUAAAUUGAUUUUGUUAUUGUUAUUUAUAUUUAUGUCCCUUCUCGUCCUCUUUGGCUGUACAUCUACAAAUACAAGCACAACUACGUUUAAGAAUAAGACUAGCAUUAAGAUUAAGCUUAAGUUAAUCUUGAAACCAUAUGCGACGCAUAGCAUUCCACCGUCUUGCAGGGUUCCCGCUUCACGGACCACGAGCACCCUACACCUUCACCAACACGUGCUCCCGCGCCGCCUUUUACUUUUUUUAGAAUUUGAGAUUGAGUUACUAUUAGAAUUAGUAACUAAACUACUCGCAGUUUGAGUCAGCGGCAGAAUGAUAAUCAUAAUUUUGAAUGUGUAUGUGAUACUGAUUGCGUUUUUGAUAUUCAUAUUGUUAUUGAUAGGAUUAAAAGAAAGAAUAGGACUAGUAAUAGAGCUAGAGGCUAUAGCUAUAGGCAUAGCUAUACCUAAAUGUAAAUGAUAUGACCAUGUUCAUGCUCAUCUUCAUGCUCAAGUUCAUCUUCAUGAUGAGUGAAAAUUUAAUCAAGAAAAUGCGAGUUAGAAACUCGAAAAGACUCUUGUGCCCGCACAGUUUAACUCAGCAUGGUCAUGGAGAUCAAGACAAUGAGAAACACAAAGAAUCUGAAUCAUGUACUUUUACAGUAACUGAUCGUGAUCAGGAUUGGAAUUGAAAUUGUGAAGAAGAC
Amoebophrya sp. A25 is the source of this 761-nucleotide messenger RNA. The record is from the annotation of a GenBank genome assembly. Lineage: Eukaryota; Dinophyceae; Syndiniales; Amoebophryaceae.